Penicillium mononematosum is the source of this 735-nucleotide messenger RNA. RefSeq lists its product as uncharacterized. NCBI's taxonomy places the organism in Eukaryota, Fungi, Ascomycota, Eurotiomycetes, Eurotiales, Aspergillaceae. The coding region runs from base 1 to 735 and encodes 244 amino acids. The record is from RefSeq and is a predicted model, not a curated record. The transcript has 2 exons.
AUGUUCACCUGUACCCCCUGCAACCGCAGGUACAACGACCAAGCUAGUCUCGACUAUCAUCUCCUGUUCUCUCCCUGCCAUGCCCACAAAUGCGGCUCAUGCUCCAAAUAUCUCACCAGCGAGGCUGACCUCAUCGCCCACGCCGCCGAAGCACGCCAUCAUGCCUUCGAAUGCAAACCAUGUGGUCAGAUCCCCAAGUCCGGGGAUCUUCUUAGAGUCCACCGCGAGUCCAACUUACAUAAGAGGAUGAUCAACUCCCCUCUCAAUACCUUCUUCCGCUCCUGGCCCAACUUUCCAUUCCACGUCCAGCUCCCGCCGCAUAAAUCUUGGGAGCAACUGCAUAUGUUCUAUGGCUGGGAUGACCAAACCCCCGAGUAUCGUGCAGCUUGGAUCGGAUACCAGGAUGCGCUAGCUUCAGAAGUGACCAUUUGGUUCGGCGAUGUCUUGGAGCUUGAAUCCUGGCAAAAGCUUUGUCGUGCUGUCGGGAUUGCUCCGCUUCCUGGAACUUGCGCCGAUGGUUAUAUGGCUACUCGAAACCUCUAUGUCAAUCUCAUUGACCUCAUUCAGUGGGCUCGCACUGGUAGAGUCAAUGGCGAGGUUAAGCGCUGGAAAAAUAAUGCUGAUCUUUUCGAGUAUUCGAUUGCGACCAAGAGGAUUUUUGAAAGGGACAUGACUGCCAACGACAAACCUAAUGUCGUUCUGCGACAUUUGACUAACUGCAUGCUCCCUCGUUAG